AACAAUGGGUUACUGAUUUGGCUGGAUGACCUUCUCGGCUACGAGAAGUCAGACGAGGGUCUGCUCAUCCUCCUACGUGGUGUGCUCAAGGUGUGUGCUACCAAGGGACUGAAGCUGAACCCUUCAAAGUAUUCAUUCUACCUCCGAGAAGCCAAGUGGUGCGGUCGCGUGGUGUCCAAGAGCGGUGUCCGCCACGACCCUGGUCGAAUCUCUUUGCUCCAGGCUUUGACGGGCCAGGAUCUCCAGCAAUUUGUAUGUGCUCUUGGCUGGAUGAGGAUGUCAACCCCCGGUCACAACAAACUCACGCAACCACUCGUGGAUUUGAUGGAGGCGGUCUACAACAUCAUGGCCUAUGAGUAUGAGAUUUGUGACAUCGCUGGAGACGACAACGUCUGGGCCGACUUACUUUCAUGA
Messenger RNA from Phytophthora sojae, 414 nucleotides. RefSeq lists its product as hypothetical. The annotation marks the transcript as partial. Lineage: Eukaryota; Oomycota; Peronosporomycetes; Peronosporales; Peronosporaceae. The record is from RefSeq and is a predicted model, not a curated record. The transcript has a single exon.